CUCGGCUCAAGUCCUGCUCUCCCCAGAACUUCUUCUGACCUAGCGAUGGAGAAAAAGGCCCCACCUGGGCCCCACCUGGUUUUGGAAUCUGGGGUCAGGUGGCUACAACUUGCAGUUUCCUUUAUGAUUGCCUCUCGGAUCUGCUAAAGCCCUGGGAGGUGGACAGAACGCCCUUCUGAUCCCUAGCUGACAGAUGCAGAAAAGCCAAGGCUUAGACCAAAGAGGCUCAGGCCAAGUCCCAGGCAGAACGGUGGCAGAGCUGGGAGGAGAUUCAGUUUGUGAGGGUGGGGGACGGUCAUUCCUGGAGGAAUAGGGGCGCCCUUGGCAGGCCCUGACUAUGCAGCCCCACCCCCUCAUCCGUGGCCUGUUCCUGAUCUGCCUGAGGCCCCUCCUCCUUGGCCCUCACCCCAGGAGAGAACCCCUAGGCACAGGGAGGAGUGCCAGGACCCAGGGCACCACCUGGCUGAGCCCUCAAGAAUGGAGGGGUGGAGCUGGGAGCCUCGACAUGGUCCUGUGGAAGGACUCAGACAGACUGCAGCAGAGCCGGGAUGUUGCAGGUCCAGUUGUGCGACUGUGUAUCUGAGAUGAUGUGCGACUUCCUGGCUUUAUCUCUAGGAACUGCUCACACCUGUGCCCCAAAGAUGAGGGCUGAGGAGGAGCCUGAGGGCCGGACACAGCACAAGUCCCUGGGCUCAGCACCGACCUCCACGAAGGACCCCACUGUGUCCCUACCCACAGAAUCCAGGUUUGACAUGUUGUAUAAGAUCGAGGACCUGCCACCCUGGUACCUGUGCAUCCUGUUGGGCUUCCAGCACUACCUGACCUGCUUCAGCGGCACCAUCGCCGUGCCUUUCCUCCUUGCUGAGGCGCUGUGUGUGGGCCGCGACCAGCACACGGUCAGCCAGCUCAUAGGCACCAUCUUCACCUGCGUGGGAGUCACCACCCUCAUCCAGACCACGCUGGGCAUACGGCUACCACUGUUCCAGGCCAGCGCCUUUGCAUUUCUGGUCCCAGCUAAAGCCAUCCUGGCCCUGGAGAGAUGGAAAUGCCCCCCGGAAGAGGAGAUCUAUGGUAACUGGAGUCUGCCCCUGAACACCGCUCACAUCUGGCACCCACGGAUACGAGAGGUCCAAGGUGCAAUCAUGGUGUCCAGCAUGGUGGAGGUGGUGAUCGGGCUGACAGGGCUCCCUGGGGCCCUGCUCAGCUACAUUGGGCCUCUCACGGUCACCCCCACUGUCUCCCUCAUUGGCCUCUCUGUCUUCCAAGCUGCUGGUGACAGAGCUGGCUCCCACUGGGGCAUCUCAGCUUUCUCCAUCCUCCUGAUCGUCCUCUUCUCCCAGUACCUGCGCAACCUCACCCUCCUGCUGCCCGCCUACCGCUGGGGCAAGGGCCUCACUGUCUGCCGCAUUCAGAUCUUCAAGAUGUUUCCUAUCGUGCUGGCCAUCAUGACCGUGUGGUUGCUCUGCUACGUCCUGACCCUGACGGAUGUACUGCCCACAGACCCCACGGCCUAUGGCUUCCAGGCGCGAACAGACGCCCGCGGUGACAUCAUGGCUAUUGCGCCCUGGAUCCGCAUCCCCUAUCCCUGUCAGUGGGGCCUGCCCACGGUGACCGCGGCUGCUGUCCUGGGAAUGUUCAGUGCCACACUGGCGGGCAUCAUUGAGUCCAUUGGAGAUUACUAUGCUUGUGCCCGCCUGGCUGGUGCUCCGCCCCCUCCAGUACAUGCUAUCAACAGGGGAAUCUUCACCGAAGGCAUCUGCUGCAUUAUCGCUGGGCUGUUGGGCACGGGCAAUGGGUCUACCUCCUCCAGCCCCAACAUCGGCGUCCUGGGGAUUACCAAGGUGGGCAGCCGGCGCGUGGUGCAGUACGGUGCGGGCAUCAUGCUGGUCCUGGGCACCAUUGGCAAAUUCACUGCCCUCUUUGCUUCGCUGCCCGACCCCAUCCUGGGGGGCAUGUUCUGCACCCUCUUUGGAAUGAUUACAGCCGUGGGGCUGUCCAACCUGCAGUUCGUGGACAUGAACUCAUCUCGCAACCUCUUCGUGCUGGGGUUUUCCAUGUUCUUCGGGCUCACGCUGCCCAAUUACCUGGAGGCCAACCCUGGCACCGUCAACACAGGCAUUUCUGAAGUGGACCAGAUUCUAACUGUGCUGCUGACCACGGAGAUGUUCGUGGGUGGCUGCCUUGCUUUCAUACUGGACAACACAGUGCCAGGGAGCCCAGAGGAGCGAGGUCUGACACAGUGGAAAGCUGGGGCCCAUGCCAACAGUGAGAUGUCUGCUGGCCUCAAGAGCUAUGACUUCCCCUUUGGGAUGAGCGUGGUAAAAAGGAUUGCCUUUCUGAAAUACAUUCCUAUCUGCCCAGUCUUCAAAGGAUUUUCUUCAAGGCCAAAAAACCAGCUUCCAGUUCCAGAAGACACUCCAGAAAAUAUAGAAACUGCAUCUGUGUGCACCAAGGUUUGAAAAAUUACUUCCAGGAAAGGAAGCAUGGUAUAUAACAGGAAAAGAAAACUACAUGGGGAGUAAGAAGACCUAAGUUGGAAUCCCAGCUCUGCCCCUAACUUCCUUCCUAUGUAAGCCUACGUAAGUCACUCUAUCUGGGACUGUUUUUACAUCAGACAGUGGAAGAAUGGGCCAAAGCCUCUUAAGAGACAUGCACCACCAUUAUUCUGCAUCUCUAAAUUUUUAAUUUCCUAAGCAGACAUGUCAGCAUAUAGGCAAUGGCUGGAAAAUUUCCUCUACCACAUCUUGGAAUCCAAGCUGAUAACGAG
Molecule: messenger RNA, 2767 nt
Organism: Manis pentadactyla (Chinese pangolin)
Lineage: Eukaryota; Metazoa; Chordata; Mammalia; Pholidota; Manidae
Gene: SLC23A1
Product: solute carrier family 23 member 1
Exons: 16
Coding region: 549-2459 (636 amino acids)
Biological process (GO): transmembrane transport
Cellular component (GO): membrane
Molecular function (GO): transmembrane transporter activity
Source: RefSeq, a predicted model, not a curated record